This is a messenger RNA of Solanum tuberosum (potato), 459 nucleotides long. RefSeq lists its product as uncharacterized. Gene Ontology annotation, molecular function: zinc ion binding. The coding region runs from base 1 to 459 and encodes 152 amino acids. NCBI's taxonomy places the organism in Eukaryota, Viridiplantae, Streptophyta, Magnoliopsida, Solanales, Solanaceae. The record is from RefSeq and is a predicted model, not a curated record. The transcript is spliced from 2 exons.
AUGGAGAAAAAAUGCACAUGUAGGUCAUGGCAUUUGUCUGGCAUUUCAUUUCCUCAUGCCAUCAAAGCUAUGUUGUACCAGGAGAUAGAACCAAAGAAUGAAAUUAAUUUAUUGUACAGUAAGGAAGCUUACUUGAUGACAUAUAAGGCAAAGUUGAUGCUUGUAAGAGGUGAACAAUUUUGGAAUGUAUUGCCAGAACAUGGGAUGGACCCACCUGAUUUUGUGAAAACAGUGGGUAGACCAAAGCUCAAAAGAAGUAGGAAAAAAGAUGCAACAAUUAAAAGAACAGGAGAGUGGGCUCACUCAAGAAAAAGAACUAAAAUGACAUGUAGUAAAUGUGGUGAAUCAACUCACAAUGCAAGGACAUGCAAUUUUGUUGAAGAAGAACAAGAGGCAACAUUGAAGAAAAAAAAGGGCAGAACUGAGGAAGAAUCUGAAGAAGAACAAGAAGCUUCAUAG